GCCAGGGGCGUAGCCGUUAUCUCAUCAGGGGACCGAUUAACCGAUUGUCUAACAUUACAUUUGGAAACGAACAAUUUACAUUGUUUUUUAGUUCUAUUGCAAUGGAUACUUUUUCAAAAUCAGAAAAACGGAGUGCAUAGCAAACGGAGCAUAUUUCAGCAAUGUCUCCUGCAUUUUGAAGCCAAUAAACUGGACUCGAUCGGUAAUGAACAUGGACUGCGACAUAAGGGACACAUUAACCGAUAUUAAAAUGACUGUAGAAGUAUUCUACAAGGAUUCUUCAAAUUUGUAUAAGCCCUUCGCCGUUACAUUUAAAUUGGAUGUUUGCCAAUUGUUAAAAAGUAAAGUACAGCGAAAUUUUUUGGAGAAAUACGCCAUGAGCCAUUUGACGGAAUGGACUAAUCUAAACCACAGUUGUCCCUACAGAGGCCAUUUGCGUGCGCGUAACUUUUGUUUGGACGAGGUCUCUCUGCCCAUGCUUCCAAUUCAGGAUUACAAAAUUGUACUUAACUUUUCAGGAGCCAAUCCAGGAGUUCACUUGGGAUUGGUUAUGAUCUAUUUUGAAAUUCUAGAGGAUUAUUACAAGAACAAAAAGAAAAAGCCACUGCACAAGCCGUUGAACUUUGUUUAAAAUUUCUAUACAAUAUAGUAUACCUUAUAGCUUGCUAAGGAAAUAUAAAGUU
Messenger RNA from Drosophila santomea, 683 nucleotides. RefSeq lists its product as uncharacterized. Bases 206 to 631 code for a protein of 141 amino acids. The record is from RefSeq and is a predicted model, not a curated record. The transcript has 4 exons. NCBI's taxonomy places the organism in Eukaryota, Metazoa, Arthropoda, Insecta, Diptera, Drosophilidae.